AUGUCGUCUCCAUCGGAAUCUUCGAGCACGGUCGGGACCUUUUCCGACUCAACUAUGAAUCACUGCGUUCAGGAUUCGAACCGCAACGUGCCGAGAAAUGUUACAGCACAAAAUUUACCUCCUUAUGAGAUGCCGCCUACACAGAAUACGGUCCCGGUCCACAUGCCGGGGCCUGCUCAACCACCGCCAGCUUACCACGCUUCUAAUGGCUUUAGCAUGAAUGGUAAUAUUCAGAAUUUGCAGGACAAUUUUAAUGGUCAUCACCCGACAUUUAGUGGAAACCACAGAGAUUUCAAUGGCCUCGUCUCGAAUGGGAUACCCCAAGGAAUUAGGUGCGAUUCCCACAUAAUAAGAAAUGGUAUAACUGGAUCAUACGGAUUGAAUGGCACUGGAAAUGUGACCGCAGCUGCUCACCUUCGCUACUUGACACCAUCAUCAAGUGCGGUAACACCGGGAAAACGCAUGAACGGAGUCAAGAAACCAAAAAGAAGUCGUACUGCAUUUACCACGCAGCAACUUCUGCAGCUGGAGGAGCAAUUUUCACAAAACCGGUAUUUAGAUCGGACGCGGCGCAUAGAACUGGCAGCGGUUCUGAAUUUAAAAGAGAGAACCAUAAAAAUAUGGUUCCAGAACCGUAGAAUGAAAGAAAAGAAGGACAGCUUAGAAGAAAGCAUUGAGGAAUCCGAAAAAGUGACUGAAUCGUCACCGGCGAUGUUGAUACAAGCUGUUCCUAACAUGCCACCAUUCGUAAAGCAUGAGCCAUAUCCACCAGCCCAUGAUAUGUACUGCCAAAUAACUCCGAACUAUGAGUUAUCAGUUCCAGCUUCAAAUCCAACUGAUGAGUAUGUGGAGUACAUAUAUCAACAAGGAUUUAAGGCGCGAAAUAUAAGUGGAAAUAUUCCAGCACAGCAAGAACCACUUAAAUAUAACAACCAACUAGAGCCAGUGCAUGCCGAGCCAUUGCCUCCCGAACCAAAUGAUUCUACCAACAUGCCUGCCGCGUCCAUUUCAGCUCCAGAGGCACCAGAAAACUGGGAUGCACCAAAUUUGCCGACUUAUGAGAUGCCGUCUACACAGAAUACGGUCCCGGUCCACAUGCCGGGGCCUGCUAAACCACCGCCAGCUUACCACGCUUCUAAUGGCUUUAGCAUGAAUGGUAAUAUUCAGAAUUUGCAGGACAAUUUUAAUGGUCAUCACCCGACAUUUAGUGGAAACCACAGAGAUUACAAUGACCUCAUCUCGAAUGGGAUACCCCAAGGAAUUAGGUGCGAUUCCCACAUAAUAAGAAAUGGUAUAACUGGAUCAUACGGAUUGAAUGGCACUGGAUAUGUGACCGCAGCUGCUCACCUUCGCUACUUGACACCAUCAUCAAGUAAGGUAACACCGGGAAAACGCGUGAACGGAGUCAAGAAACCAAAAAGAAAUCGUACUGCAUUUACCUUACAGCAACUUUUGCAGCUGGAAGAGCAAUUUUCGCAAAACCGGUAUUUAGAUCGGACGCGGCGCAUAGAACUGGCAGCGGUUCUGAAUUUAAAAGAGAGAAUCAUAAAAAUAUGGUUCCAGAACCGUAGAAUGAAAGAAAAGAAGGACAGCUUAGAAGAAAGUUUUGAGGAAUCCAAAAAAGUGAAGGCUGAAUCGUCACCGGCGAUGUUGAUAAAAGGUGUUCCUAACAUGCCACCAUUAAACCGUAGAAUGAAAGAAAAGAAGGACAGCUUAGAAGAAAGCUUUGAUGAAUCCGAUAAAGUGAAGUCUGAAUCGUCACCGGCGAUGUUGAUACAAGCUGUUCCUAACAUGCCACCAUUAGUAAUGCAUGAGCCAUAUCCACCAGAGUAUGAUAUGUUCUACCAAAUAACUCCGGAUUAUGAGCUAUCAAUUCCAGCUUCAAAUCAAGUUAAUGAGUAUGUGGAGUAUGUACUCCACAUACUCAUUAAUUUGAUUGGUGGUGGUGGCUAUGGUGCGCAAAAUCAACUUCUGCAGCUGGAGGAGCAAUUUUCACAAAACCGGUAUUUGGAUUGGACGCGGCGCAUAGAACUGGCAGCGGUUCUGAAUUUAAAAGAGAGAACCAUAAAAAUAUGGUUCCAGAACCGUAGAAUGAAAGAAAAGAAGUACAGCUUAGAAGAAAGCUUUGAGGAAUCCGAAAAAGUGAAGACUGAAUCGUCACCGGCGAUGUUGAUACAAGCUGUUCCUAACAUGCCACCAUUAGAUGCAUGA
Amyelois transitella is the source of this 2211-nucleotide messenger RNA. RefSeq lists its product as uncharacterized. The record is from RefSeq and is a predicted model, not a curated record. Gene Ontology annotation, biological process: regulation of transcription by RNA polymerase II. NCBI's taxonomy places the organism in Eukaryota, Metazoa, Arthropoda, Insecta, Lepidoptera, Pyralidae. Bases 1 to 2211 code for a protein of 736 amino acids. Gene Ontology annotation, cellular component: nucleus. Gene Ontology annotation, molecular function: RNA polymerase II cis-regulatory region sequence-specific DNA binding; DNA-binding transcription factor activity, RNA polymerase II-specific. The transcript has 5 exons.